Camelina sativa (false flax) is the source of this 855-nucleotide messenger RNA. Its product is annotated as mitochondrial import receptor subunit TOM40-1. Gene Ontology annotation, biological process: protein import into mitochondrial matrix. Gene Ontology annotation, cellular component: mitochondrial outer membrane. Gene Ontology annotation, molecular function: transmembrane protein transporter activity. NCBI's taxonomy places the organism in Eukaryota, Viridiplantae, Streptophyta, Magnoliopsida, Brassicales, Brassicaceae. The record is from RefSeq and is a predicted model, not a curated record.
AUUCCCAUACCUAACUAAGACCGAACCGGAGUAAACCAACAUUGGCACAACUACAUAAAGUCAAAACUUUGGCAAGACCGAAGCACACAAUUAAGAGGCUCGUCCCCCAAAAAAGAAAAAAAAAACCUUUAGUUCUUCGUCCUCCCUCGAGACAAUAACGGCAGUGAUGGCUGAUUUCGUACCACCGUCUAUGAAGGAACAAGCCGAUGAGAAAGUUGAUAACUCGAACCUCACUUGUCCCGUUGGAUAUGAAUAUAUCGAUAUAGAAGCUUACAAUAUUUUAGACCGUGGUUAUUUCAGAAGUUUACAUUUGAACUACUCCCCAGCCUUUUUUGAUGGAAACUUUUGUAUCAGUUCAACGAUGGCGCCAGGAACAUAUUAUGGACUUAGUGCCUACUACUUGAACACAAAGCUGACACUUACUGGAGGUGUUACUACUGAUGGUAGACUAACCGCGACAGUGAAAUACGCUAUAACUGAUAAGUUGACUGUGAGGGCAUAUACAAAUCUAAGAAAUGAGUCACGUUUGUCCAUCACAAAAGUCAGCUUAGAAUACAUGGCUCUAAACUACAGAGCUCGAUUUAAACUCGGGAGCAAUGACCUAACUGCAGCUACAUAUAUCCAGCGUGUUACACCCUGUCUAUCUUUGGGUGGUGAGGUCUUUUGCACCAAUGUGCCUCAAGAGUCGGGUGUAGGUUAUGCUGCAAGAUACGAGACUGAUAAGAUGGUUGCAUCUGCCAAAGUUAUUAGCAAUGGUAAGGUAUCUAUGACCUAUGUUCAUAAGUAGGGCUGGGCAAAAUAACCGAUAACCAAAUAACCGACCGAAACCGAACCGAAAAAAUCCAAACCGAACCG